This is a messenger RNA of Canis lupus familiaris (dog), 3107 nucleotides long. Its product is annotated as serine/arginine repetitive matrix protein 1-like. Lineage: Eukaryota; Metazoa; Chordata; Mammalia; Carnivora; Canidae. The transcript has 5 exons. The coding region runs from base 1 to 1104 and encodes 367 amino acids. The record is from RefSeq and is a predicted model, not a curated record.
AUGGGGCCCCGCAGACCGUGCGCCCACCGCCGCGGCCCAGCGCGCUCUCCCCGCAGCCUCCGCGGGGCGACGGCUUCCUACUCGCCGCGCGCAGCCCGGCCCUCCCCGCCCCGGCGAGCAUGCCCAGUGCGCCGACGGCCUCGCCCGCGCCAGCCGCCGCGCCGGGUUUUCCGGGGGGCCGGCGGGGCGGUGGCGCCGCGGCGUGGGCUGCGCGCUCGGCCGCUCCCGUUGUCCCGGGCGCCGGGAGACCCCGAGGGCGUGGGAGCGGCGCGCGGGGCACCUGUGCCCCCUCCCACGGCGCGGGCCCCGACACGCUCCCGGCCCCCCACUCCCGUCGUCCCGCACAAAGGGGCCCGCGGGGGCUCCGGCCGGCACAGGGGAGCCUCCCGGAAGCGCGGAGGCCGGGCCGACCCCCAGCCGCACGGCCGCGGCGCCGGCAGCGAGCCCGGGCAUGCUCAGUGGGCGGAACAGCCUCGGCUCGCGAUUGGCGCCUGCGGAGCUCGAGCGGGGGGCGGAGGCGCAGCUGUUCUUUCCCCGCUGCUCCCCGCCCCCCCCUCCCGCUUCCCCCGACCUAGUCGUUCUGGGAGCCCGGGGUGCAAAAAAAGAAGAGGAAUUAAGGCGGAGAGCUCGGCGCUAAAUAUAGUGCCCCGCUGGCGCUGCGGGGCGAGCCUGGCUGCGCAGCGCCCGGAGGCCGCGGGCGCCCUGCUCCCCCCGCUGGGCCCGGGCUCCUGCGGAGUUUGCAAAGUGAAAAAAAAAAAAAAAGAAGAAAAAAGCAAAGAGCACCCCACCUGUCAGAGGCACACCCACCUCCUGCAGCAGAGGAGAAGCCCCGCAGCACUGACCAGCGCUGAAUGUCUGCAGAAGGUCCCGCACGGCUCCUCCGCGCCGCCUCACAGGCCUUGUUACACCUGUUUUAAAGAGGAAGCAACUGAGGUCCUGGGAUGUUGGGUGACUUGCCUGCGAUUUCCCAGCGGGUCUGGUGUCUCGUCUCAAGAACUGGAUAUCAGUUAUUAUCUGAGACCUUGGGCGAGUCCCUUGAGCUCUCUUGACUCCAGUUUCCCCGUCUAUAAAAUGGUGAUAAUAAAAUUUGCCCUAUGUACCUAGCUACAUGAGGAACCUUGGAGAGAAUCUAGUGACCAAACCCCUCAUUUUGCAUCAGAGAGAAGGGAGCAAAAUUAGAACCCUGGUGUCCUGGCUGCACUUUACAUGGUGCCAGCCUGUCCUCAGGGAAAAUAAUUGACAGAUAAUGGAUGGAAACAUGCUUUUAAAGCUGCAGAGCCCCAUGAAUGCAUGGCAGUUACUACUCUGACCCAGGUAGCCUCACAGCCUGGUCUAGAAGAUUCCCUCCUCAGGACCUCAGGUCGUCACGUGGAUCGGUAUUACCGAAUCUUGGUACCAGUACCAGAAAGAUGCCACAGUGUGAACACUGUCUAUUAGGGAUUCUUCGGUAGUAGUGUUUAUUAUGUUCAGGUGCUCUCUCACAGACAGAUUUGCACUAGGACUUUGGGAUUCAAAAUGAAGUAAAGAAACUGAUGACACAUAUAUUUUUAGGAUUGGCCACUUCCUCCUGUGAAAUCUGUUAGGUGUCUUUACCUCACUUAGGGCAUGAAUCAUUAUCUGUCCUCUACUGUAAUUAUUGACACGUCUAUGUCUUGUCACCCAGCACCUUGGGAAUGCCUUGAGGGCAGAGGCCAUAUCUGGCUUAUCUUUGGAGCCAUCUCUGACCCUCAUAACACCUAGUACAGUGCCUCCGCGGGAGGCCCUCCAUAAAUAUUUAUUGAUGAAACUAGGAAGUACAUUUUAUUCCUUUUCCAAAUUCCACUUGUAGUAGAAGAUUAUAUUAAUCCAUGGUGAGACAUACCACUUCCUGGAUCCUUAGAAAAAUGUAUACCGACGUUACCGUCUCCCUGAGUCAUCAAAAUGACUUUUAAGAUGAGCAGAGUCUAUCCUUAUUUGGGUGGAAGCACUAAAUCGGUGCUGUCUUGGGGAAAGAUACCAAGCCUCCAGUGGAUAAAGCCUUUCUCCGAAGAAGACUGACUUUUGCACGUAACCUGAAAAGGUAUUUCUAGGAAACAACCUAAUGUAAAAGUUACCGGGUAAGGACUGCUUAAGCACUGACAAUGUAUGUUGACAAUGUAUGUUGCACAAACAAGGGUACCCUCCUCCCUUGGCUUUUGCUCCCACAGCGGGGACUGCUGAGCUUCUGGGACACUGAGAUUGGGCCUUCGGGCAAUGAGAUGGUUUGUUGGAAUCCAGGUCUUCUAAGUCCUCAAGAGCAUAAGCCACCUACCUGCCUCCACGUUUACAGAAAGCAGAGGUUUAUUUCAUCACGAUUGUAGCUUUAGCUGAUGCCACUUCGUGUUUUCUUCGAGCAUUUUUAAGGUUUCUUUUUCUUUUUUUUUUGGCUUUUUUUUUUUUUUAUUUUUUUUAUGGCCCCACUUUGCUUUUCAUUUGAAAGGAGAGCAUCAGUAAAGAUGGAGCGAUUGAGAUCUAAGCAAUAGGAUGUCCGCGGAAUGGGAGUUUCUGGGGAGAGGACCAAGGAGGAGUCUGAGGACUCUAGUGGGAAGCCUGAAGAUACAUACUUUCUCUCCAACAGUCAAGAAAAAGCCAAGAGACCUGAAGUGGAGCUUGAGAGGGUGAGAAGUUGAGGAAGUUCAAGCUACAAGCAACCUUCUCUUCAUAAAUAAAAAAUGGCAAGGCACCUGCUGUAGGAAGGGAGGUCAGGUGUGGGCUUGGGAACGAGUAGAAAUGAAGCUUUUUAACAGUGACUGUGCAGUACGCAGUAUGAUGUUGCUAACCUGCUAAAUUUGGUUUACGUGAAUUUGUGAAGAUGCCAAUUCAACUUUCUUUUUUUCUUUUUCUUUUUCUUUUUCUUUUUUUUUUUUUUAAGAAGGAUCUUGAUAAUUCCUCUUAAGUCUGGUGGGUUUCUGUUAAAAUCCCUGAGGGUUUUGUAUCAACACAUACAAACAAAUAAUUAUAAAAGUAAGUAUGUCUCUCUCACAUGUCAACCUUAGUGAAAAUACACACACAAACCACUGAUUUAUGUGAUUAAAAGUUUCAUUACUAAGGGGAAAUUAAAUGAACUCAAUAAAACUGUCUUACCUAUA